This is a messenger RNA of Fukomys damarensis (Damara mole-rat), 1335 nucleotides long. RefSeq names its product ciliogenesis associated TTC17 interacting protein (gene Catip). The transcript has 10 exons. NCBI's taxonomy places the organism in Eukaryota, Metazoa, Chordata, Mammalia, Rodentia, Bathyergidae. Gene Ontology annotation, biological process: actin filament polymerization; cilium organization. The coding region runs from base 48 to 1310 and encodes 420 amino acids. The record is from RefSeq and is a predicted model, not a curated record.
GACAGAUGGACUCAUAGGGCCUGCACGUAGGGCCUGCGGCAGACAACAUGUCCUUCAAGGCUCACUCCGAAGGACCCAUAACCAAGGACCACCUGCCUUCAAGCCAGGAGCGUCCCCCAAGGCCAAAGGCCAAUGCUGAAGCUGUCCACUUCCUCAGCUCCCUGAGGCUGGAGGAGCUGCAAAUGCUGUUCUUCUCUGAGACGCUGGUCAUGGUCUCGGACACCGGGGACCCUCGGGGAGAGCUGACGAUCGAGGUGCAGAGCGGGAAGUACAAGGACCAGCAGGGCCUCAUAUCCCACUGUCUCGUGGUGCAUGCCGGGAGCCAUGGCAUCUUGGAUAAAACCAUCUGUGGAAACUCUGUCCUGGGUAGAAUUCGGGCUUCCUCCUGCACGUCACUCUUUGUCUCCUCUAUUCCCAGGGUCUCUGUUCCCAGGACCCCGCCCUUUGACUUGUCUGGCUACCUCUCGUGGAAACUGGAGCCCUUAGAACAACACAGUCAUGAGUUCAUCAAGUUUCCCAUCCUCCCCAUGGAGCGGAAGACGAGUUUGCUGAAGAAAGACGACCAGUUGGCCAUGACCAGAAGUGUCAGGGAGGGUGAGGAAGUGAAGACCAGUGAGACAUCUUUUCCCUGGGACUCAAAUGAGGGCUUCAUCUCUGAGGCUGCCAACCUAGUGCUACUGCGGGUGAUGGCCUGGCGGCAGACGGUGCCUAGCAAUGCCCGCUUCCUGGCCCUGGACACCGAGGGCAAACUCUGCUGUUCCACCUAUCGAGCACUGGGCUUCCAGGCCAUCCAGGUGGGCCACCAGCAGGCCCAAGUAUUCAUCGUGGAGCAGACCGUGCACUCGGAGGAGGGCAUUCCCAUGUCCUGCCAGUUCUACCUGCUUUCUGAUGGGCACCUGGCGAAGAGAGUUCAGGUGGGCUCCCCGGGGUGCUGCGUUGUCACCAAGAUGCCCAUCUUGAGGGAGGAGGAUGAGAUUGAGCCUCCGCCCGUGUUCCACAAGAAGCCCCUGGUGUGGGAGGAGGACAUGGAGCUCUAUUCCAAGUUCCUGGACCGGAAGGAGCAGCUCCGGCUCCGCCACGCCAGCUACCUAGGGCAGCACCCCGACGCCCAGGCGCUCGUCUCCGACUUCCUGCUCUUCCUGCUCGUGCGCCAGCCCCAGGACGCAGUCACCUUCGCCGCAGAGUUCUUCGGCUGCUUCUCCGCCAACUUCUCGCCUUCCCCGAGCUUGCACUCCUCCCACCCCCUCAGCCCUUUCCGCCCGCUGGACCCCGAGGACCUCGAGGACCGCGCCGACUCCGGGGCGGGCUAGGCGGCCCAGGCACCUGCAGAAAGGG